UUCAACAGGCACGCGCGGUAGGCGGAGAACGCGCAAAAUUUGAAAGUUGACCGGAAACGACAGGAAGUAAACGGGGCGCUACUGUUAGUUAGUCGAUGUUUUGUGUAAGUUGAAAAGAAUAUUGUAGCUACAUGCAUGGCAGAUUGGUUGUUUGCUGUUAAGAAGCCAUGUUGAAGUUCAAAUACGUGAGUCAGGGAAGCCUGAAAACGCUGCCGUCCUCCGCGGAUCCCAUCACCAGUCGCAGCGCCAGACUCAACCAGGUGUUCCAGGGCCGGGUCACUCUGUGUGGGCAGCAGGGGGGAUGCACUUUGGGCCGGGAAGAGUUUCUGGAAGCUCUGCUUCUGCUCUACCAAGAGUGUACCAGCCCAGAGCUCUUGAAGAUACAUCAUGUGGCAAACUUUGUCAGCAAGUUUUCUGGUCUAGUGUCGGAGCUACGGGCCCUGCAGCCUGGAAUUCAUGACUUUGAACUGCGUGCAGUUGUUGGUCGAGGUCGCUUCGCUGAAGUCCAAGUAGUCAGAGAGAAAGCCACUGGAGAUGUUUGUGCACUCAAAGUCAUGGAAAAAAGUGUUUUACGCAGCAAAGAAAAUGUUGUUUUUCAUGAAGAAGAGCGGAAGAUCCUAGCUCUCAACAGCAGUCCCUGGAUCCCACAGCUACUCUGUGCUUUCCAAGAUAACGAUAAUGUCUACUUGGCAAUGGAGUACUUGCCUGGCGGUGACCUGAUGUCCCUCCUAAACCGAUACGAAGAUCAGUUUGAUGAAUCAAUGGCUCAGUUCUAUUUGGCAGAACUGGUGGAGGCCAUUCAUGCAGUUCACCAGAUGGGCUACGUCCACAGAGACGUCAAACCAGAGAACGUUCUCAUCGAUCGGACGGGUCACGUUAAACUGGCAGACUUUGGAUCAGCUGCCAGACUCACUGCUAACAAAACAGUGGCAGCUCCAACAGUACCUGUUGGGACUCAGGACUUUCUGUCUCCUGAGGUCCUAACAGCCAUGAACGGGGGCUCACACAGCACAUAUGGAGUUGAGUGUGACUGGUGGUCUCUUGGGGUCAUAGCCUAUGAGAUGAUUUAUGCCAGGUCUCCAUUUUCUGAAGGCACAUCUACCAAGACCAUCCACAACAUCCUCAACUUCCAGCAUUUUCUAAAGUUUCCAGAGGAGCCGCAGGCCAGUAGGCAGUUUGUCGACCUGGUGCAGAGUUUGCUGUGUGGAGCCAAAGAGCGACUAGGUUUUCAGGGACUCCGCUGUCAUGCUUUCUUCUCCAAUGUAGACUGGAAUAACCUAAGACACAUUCUCCCGCCUUUUGUUCCUGCGUUGCAUGCUGAAGAUGACACCUCUAAUUUCGAGGAGCCGGAGAAGGCAUCCCCCCGGCCAGCCUCAGCAGCCCAGCGUGGAGCUCUGCCAACGGGCUUCCGGGGCCAGGAUUUACCCUUUCUAGGCUGGUUUUUCAGCAGAGCGUUGACAACAUUGGCCAAAACAGAGUCAGUGUCUGCAGGUCUUAACUCCCCUGCCAAGACCAACUCCAUGGAAAAGAAACUACACCUUAAAAGCAAAGAACUACAGGAAACUCAAGACAAAUGUCACAAGAUGGAGCAGGAAAUUUCCAGGUUUCAACGUAAAAUGACUGACCUGGAGUCAGUGCUCCACCAGAAAGAUGUGGAGCUGAAGGCAUCCGAGACUCAGAGGAGCAUCUUGGAGCAAGACCUCGCCACCUACAUUACUGAGUGCAGUAGCCUAAAGCGAAGCUUGGAAGAGGCACGUGUGGAGGUCUCCAGAGAGGAUGACAAGGCAAUGCAGCUGCUGCAUGACAUCCGUGAACAGAGCAACAAGCUGCAGGAAAUUAAAGAGCAAGAGUACCAUGCCCAGCUAGAGGAGAUGCAGGUGACCAUCAGGCAACUUGAGGAGGACCUAUCAGCUGCCCGACGCCGGAGUGACCUCUAUGAAUCUGAACUCAGAGACUCCAGGCAAACGAGUGAGGAGCUCAAAAGGAAAGCUGUGGAAUACCAGCAAAGAAUCCAGAAGGCCAAAGAACAGGGCAAAGCUGAAGUGGAAGAGCUUCUCUCUAAACUUGAGAAGACUAAUUCCGAGCAGCAGAUAAAAAUCCAAGAGCUCCAGGACAAAUUGUCAAAGGCAGUGAAAGCGAGCACAGAGGCCACUGAGCUACUGCAGAAUGUCCGGCAGGCCAAAGAGCGUCUGGAACGAGACCUGGAGCGCCUGCGAGGCAAAACCGACUCUAGUGACACUUUAAAACGCCGUCUAAGGGAGACAGAGCAGGAGGGCAGGAAGACUCUGGAAAACCAGGUAAAAAGGCUGGAGAUGGUCGAGCGAAGAGAGAAUAAGCUAAAAGAUGACAUUCAGACCAAAUCCCAGCAGAUCCAGCAGAUGGCUGAGAAGAUCCUGGAGCUUGAGGAGAAUCUGAGAGAUGCCCAGUCUACCGCUCAGAGGAUGGAAACCCAACUGGUUCAAAAGGAGAGACUUUUUGAAGACAAGAUUAAGGUUCUGGAGGCCCAGAUGAAGGUGGACCUGGCUGACAAAGAGAGCCUGGAGGCCAGACGUGCCCAGCAGGAAGAGGAGUCGAGGGAAAACUGCAAACUAAUCAGUGAACAAAAAGCAACAAUUAAUGCUAUGGAUUCCAAGAUGAAGAACCUGGAGCAGCGCAUUGCUGAGCUGUCAGAGGCUAACAAGCUGGCCGCUAACAGCAGCAUCUACACCCAGAAGAAUAUGAAAGCCCAGGAGGAGAUGAUCUCAGAGCUAAGACAGCAAAAAUUCUAUUUGGAGUCACAGGCAGGCAAGCUGGAGGCCCAAAAUGCCAAACUAGAGGAGCACCUUGAGAAGAUGAGCCAGCAGGAGCAGACCAAGAGGACAAGGCUAAUGGAGCUGGAGAGCAGGCUGCGGGAGAUGGGCCUGGAACACGAAGAGGAGAAGCUGGAAAUCAAGAGACAGGUGUCGGAGCUGACCCUUUCCCUGCAGGAACGAGAGUCCCAGAUUAGCAGCCUGCAGGCUGCCCGUCUUGCCUUGGAGAGCCAGCUGCAGCAAGCAAAGACUGAGCUGGAAGAGACCAGUGCAGAGGCUGAGGAGGAGAUCACCGCCCUCAGGAAUCACAGAGACGAAAUUCAGCGCAAGUUUGAUGCCUUGAGAGACAGCUGCUCUGUUAUUACAGACCUGGAGGAGCAGCUUACUCAGCUGAGUCAGGAGAACGCUGAGUUGAACCGCCAGAACUUCUACUUAUCCAAACAGCUGGAUGAAGCUUCAGAUGAGAGGGAGGACCAGCUGCAACUCAGCCAGGAAGUGGACCGGCUGCGGAGGGAGGUAGCAGACCGUGAGAUGCACCUUAACAACCAGAAACAGAACAUUGAGACACUGAAGACCACAUGCAGCAUGUUGGAGGAGCAGGUGGUGGAGCUGGAGUCUCUAAAUGAUGAGUUACUGGAGAAAGAGAGGCAGUGGGAGGCGUGGAGAUCAGCCCUGGAGGAUGAAAAAAGCCAAGCCGAGAGACGCACAAGGGACCUGCAGAGACUGCUGGACAAUGAGAAACAGAACAGGCUUCGUGCAGAUCAGCGCAGCUCUGAGUCACGCCAGGCAGUGGAGCUGGCAGUCAAGGAGCAUAAGGCUGAGAUCCUUGCUUUACAACAGGCUUUGAAGGAACAGAGACUAAAGGCUGAAAGUUUGUCUGAUACUCUCAAUGAUCUUGAGAAGAAACACGCCAUGCUGGAGAUGAAUGCCCGCAGCCUGCAGCAAAAACUAGAGACAGAGCGAGAGCUGAAACAGAGACUUAUGGAAGAGCAAGCAAAGCUGCAGCAACAGAUGGACCUUCAGAAGAGCCACAUUUUCCGUCUGACCCAAGGCCUCCAGGAUGCCCUCGACCAGACUGACAUGCUCAAGACUGAGAGGACGGAUCUGGAGUACCAGCUGGAGAAUAUACAGGCUGUGUACUCCCAUGAGAAGGUAAAGAUGGAGGGAACCAUAUCCCAGCAGACCAAACUCAUUGACUUCCUGCAGGCCAAAAUGGAUCAGCCUACUAAGAAGAAAAAGGGUAUAUUUGGACGGCGACGGGAAGACGUAGGCACAACAACUAAUGGGGCACUUGCUCCCCCGGCCCAGGCGGCAGUACCCAUGCAGUACAGUGAUAUGAAACUUGCUUUGGACAAAGAACGCUCAAGGUGUGCAGAGCUGGAAGAGGCUCUGCAGAAGAUGAGGAUAGAGUUACGGUCCCUUAGAGAAGAGGCAGCUCACUUUAAGGCCCAAGAACAUGUGGCUCCUUCGACGCCAGCUCAGGCUCGUCAUCAGAUCCUUAUGUCAGCCAUUGUCAAAUCUCCAGAACAUCAACCGAACCCCAGUAGCCUGCUCAACCCCUCCACACGCUGCAAGGAGUCCUCCACCCCCGAAGAAAAGAGGAGAGUCACCUUUGAAAAGUUUGGUCGUCGUGUAAAGGAGAGAAUGCAUCACAACAUCCCUCAUCGCUUCACUGUGGGCCUUAACAUGAGAGCUGCCAAGUGUGCAGUCUGCCUGGACACUGUGCAUUUUGGACGACAGGCUGCCACUUGUCUUGAGUGCAAUACCCUGUGCCACCCUAAAUGCUCACCAUGUCUUCCGGCCACCUGUGGUCUGCCAGCUGAGUAUGCCACUCACUUCUCAGAGGCUCUGUGCCGAGAAAAGGCAAGCUCACCUGCACUUCAGGUCAAAGAGGCCAGUGGGCAUGUUCGCUUGGAGGGAUGGAUGAAACAGCCUAGAAAUGGAAAGCGUGGCCAGCAGGGCUGGGAGAGGAAGUAUGUAGUGGUGGAUGGAACCAAAGUGUCCGUCUAUGACAGUGAGCCCAGAGAAGAUUGUGUAAAGGCUGAAGAGGAGUUUGAGCUCUGUCUGCCUGAUGGAGAGGUGACUGUUCAUGGUGCUGUUGGAGCCUCUGAGCUCAUCAACACUGCCAAGUCAGACAUCCCCUAUGUGUUAAAGCUGGAGUCACACCCCCACACUACCUGCUGGCCAGGCCAGGCCCUCUACUUUAUGGCUCCCAGUUUCCCUGACAAGCAGCGCUGGGUGGCUGUCCUGGAGUCUGUGGUGGCUGGUAGCCGUGGAUCUAAAGACAAGGUGGAUGCUGAUGCUGCAGGUGUUUCUAAAAGACAGAAGAAUCUUUCCCCUCUGGUUCAGAAACUCCUGGGGAACUCUCUGCUAAAGCUGGAGGGUGAUGACCGUUUGGACAUUAACUGCACUUUGCCUCUCACUGACCAGAUUGUGUUAGUCGGGUCUGAGGAGGGUCUAUAUGCUCUAAAUGUUAUCAAAAACUCCUUGACACACAUACCUGGGCUGGCCUCCGUCUUCCAGAUCCAGAUCUUGAAAGACCUUGAUAAGCUGCUAAUGAUCACAGGUGAGGACAGGGCCCUCUGUCUGGUGGAGAUCAAGAAGGUGAAACAGUCUCUGUCGCAGUCCCAUCUCCCAGCUCAGCCUGACCUCAACCCUUUCAUCUUUGAGACGGUCAAGGGAUGCCACCUGUUCUCUUCUGGAAAGAUUGAUAACGGGAUCUGCAUUUGUGCUGCGAUGCCCAAUAAAAUAACAAUUCUGCGACAUAAUGAAAGCCUCAACAAGUUCUGCAUCAGAAAGGAAAUUGAGACAUCAGAGCCUUGUAGUUGCAUCCAUUUUACUGGCUACAGUAUCAUCAUUGGCACCAACAAGUUUUAUGAGAUUGAGAUGAAGCAGUAUGUGCUGGAAGAGUUCCUGGAUAAAAAUGAUGUCACGUUGGCUUCUGCUGUCUUCGCCGCAUCCUCCCACAGCUUCCCUAUCUCUAUCAUCCAAGUCACCACGGCCCCACAGAAGGAUGAAUACCUGCUUUGUUUCCAUGAGUUUGGUGUGUUUGUGGAUUCAUAUGGCCGCAGAAGUAGAACUGAUGAUAUCAAAUGGAGCCGCCUGCCUCUAUCAUUUGCCUAUAGAGAACCCUACCUGUUUGUGACCUACUUUAACUCUCUGGAUGUUAUUGAGAUUCAGGGACAUGCUGCUCUUGGGCCUCACUCAUAUGCACACCUGGACAUACCAAACCCACGCUACCUUGGCCCUGCAAUCUCAUCUGGGGCCAUUUACUUGGCCUCUUCGUACCAGAACAAACUUCGGGUCAUCUGCUGCAAGGGCAACCUGGUUCAAAGCCAGGAGGGUGGAGGAGAACUGCAGAGGAACGGCUCUGGGCGCAGCCCUAACAAGCGCGGGCCUCCAUCCUACAACGAGCACAUCUCUAAAAGACUGGCAGCUAAUCCCCUGGUUCAUGGAGAUCCUGGCACACCUCAUCGCUACAGAGAGGCUCGCACGGAGUUUCGACGAGACAAGUCCCCCAGCCGCCCGCUGGAGAGAGAAAAGUCCCCGGGCAGGAUGCUGGAGAGCCGCAUCGCUGGGUCUCCUGGCCGGGCAAUGGCCGACCCCCGGCUGGAGCGCUCCCCUGGCAGAGCUAUGGCAGACCCUCGAAUGGACCGCUCCCCUGGUCGAAUGAUGGAUGUCCGCAGAGAGAGGUCCCCUGGGCGCUUCGCAGAGCGCCAGAGGCUUCAUACUGGUUCUGGGCGCACACCCAUAAAUCCUGUUAACAAGGUAUGGGACCAGUCGUCUGUUUGAGCCGGCAGAGCCAUAUUCCCAGCGUGGACACAGAAUCGUCUUUGGAAAAAGGGAAAGGAGCUAUCAGUCAGUGAAAAUGUCACCAACUCAUGAUGAAACACUGCCACACAUCUGUUUUGCCUGAUAUUUAAACAGAAAAUCUAAAACCCACCGAGGAAAACAACAUAGUGGUAAGAAUUGGGAGAAGAUGAGGGACUAAAUAGAUGUCAUUAGAAUCAGGUUAAUUUUACUUAAUGAACUGACCUGAGUCAAUAAAGGUCAACAAAAUGCCAUAUUAACAACUUGAGCAGGGUUUUUUGUCUUUUAGUUUAACGUUGUGCUCUAAAUUCUGAAAAGUGUUUAGUAAUUAGGUAAAUUUGUUACUAAAAAAUUAGACUGAGUUUCUAACUUAAACCCUGAUUCAGUGGGUUUUUCUAGCUUCAAUUAACUCAACACAGUAGUGGCUAUAAUAGACAAGCACAGCUGUAGCAACUUCUCACAUCAGCACCUGAAUAUAUACAAAAUCAGUCACAUCAGUGAAAAUGGCAAAGAUUCACUUAAAGUUGCAUUAACACACCGGCCUCUUUUCCACAGCAGCUACUAGUCACGGCAGGAGAGCGCUGUGCUUCUGGCUCCUUCCCUGCACUGACAUAAAAAUGAACACAAUCAUUACCAGCUAAUUACAAUCGUUCUCCCCUAAUCUGGGUCUUUGGUUAAGGCUUUGGUUAGUUACUGUGACGUAGCAGGAGCACAAAUACAUCUAAGUAAACAAACCGUCCGUACCACGUAGAACCACACACCAGAUGAUUGUCCGCUUUCCGAAAGAUUGACAUUAAAACUGCACUACCCGCAAUCCCCAGCAGCGAUGGAGCAGGACCUUUCUAAUACUUAAGAAUGCUAUCUGACUGUAAAUAGACAAGACAUAAUUUUAUAUAUAUUAAGAAGGAAUUUCAAGGCUGGAUAAGCCGUGUCUAUUUUUGUUAAAGAAAAAAAAGUGAUUAUGUGUCCUCUUGAAUGUCCAAUGAGUAUUCUUUUAAUAUGUCCAAACGUCCUCUAUCAAGUAAGUGAUUGUAUCUGGAUCCAACUCGUGUAUGCACUUCCAUCUGUCAAAGGCAAAACCUCAGCGCUGAACUAUAUGACAGGAGGGGAGGAAAUCAUGUUCAAAGCUUACAACAUAGUACCUGAGCAUUUCUUUUUGUACAAUGUCCCUAAGUAUUGUAUAUAACCCAAAACUGUUCACGGUGAAGAUAAAAAAUAUUCUGCUUUUGUUUUCCUGAUUCGUAAAUGGCAUGGAUAUGUAUAUCUGAAAUGAAACAGAGUGUUGUCUUCUGCUUCUGCCUCAUUUGGGUUUCUAUUUUUAUUCCGCAGUCUAACAAGAAAGCACGUGAAUAACAUAUCCUUUAUUUUGCACAGUGAACUCAUAAAAUCACGCUUUUCUUCACAAGUUAAAUGCUUAAUUGACACUAAAAUCGCUCCAAAUCCUUGCAGCCAGGAUGCUUCCACCAGACCAGGGCCCACUGCUGAUCACCUGGAUCAGGUGUCUGCAGCCAGACAGGAGCCGUAAGUGAUGAUGGUUGAGAAAAACGAGCAGCAGGAGAGUCGACCAUCAUCCCUGUUUCACUGCUGUAUAGCAAUUAGACGCUUUUAGAUGGAAGCUUUAAAUGACCUGGUGUGUCUGAACAGUAGCGCGCUCACAUUGUUUCUGAAUCAGCUGUUUGUUUGGAGAUGUAAAAAUCUUCCUGAAUGUAUUUAAGCCAAGAAGAUGGACCUGAUUUGAUUGGAAGGAAAAUUACCCGAUGCUACAGAUUGCACAUGUUUUCUACUGGUCACUAGAAGGAGUUUUCCAUCCAGUUUCAUUUCAUUUUUAUAUUGUUUUUAAUUUGCCUUUCUUUUCACAUGAACCUGAAUCAUAAUGCUGUAACGCUGGAUAUGAUAUUGAUGUCUGCUAACAAAUGUUUUAUUAGCUUUUCCUGUAGAGGUUUUGUCACAGAAUAUUAAAUAUUAUAACCAUUGUC
This is a messenger RNA of Betta splendens (Siamese fighting fish), 8575 nucleotides long. RefSeq names its product citron rho-interacting serine/threonine kinase a (gene cita). The record is from RefSeq and is a predicted model, not a curated record. Gene Ontology annotation, biological process: peptidyl-threonine phosphorylation; actomyosin structure organization; mitotic cytokinesis. Gene Ontology annotation, cellular component: cytoskeleton; cytoplasm. NCBI's taxonomy places the organism in Eukaryota, Metazoa, Chordata, Actinopteri, Anabantiformes, Osphronemidae. The coding region runs from base 168 to 6581 and encodes 2137 amino acids. Gene Ontology annotation, molecular function: protein serine/threonine kinase activity; ATP binding. The transcript is spliced from 50 exons.